Molecule: messenger RNA, 2337 nt
Organism: Temnothorax curvispinosus
Lineage: Eukaryota; Metazoa; Arthropoda; Insecta; Hymenoptera; Formicidae
Gene: Slob
Product: slowpoke-binding protein
Exons: 10
Coding region: 460-1932 (490 amino acids)
Source: RefSeq, a predicted model, not a curated record
GCUCUCAUCAGUGUCCACCCAGCCCCGUUGCUCGGCGGAGGCCGCCGAGCGUCGUCCCACCCGCACGCGUCUUCGUCUCAGGUCGCGCGUCGCGUCUCCGUCACGGCGGGACACCCGCAUGUCGUUCCUCGGGAUCCUCGCGCGCCGUACCACUGCCCACACGACCCCCGCGGGGGUCGAUAACCCGCGAGGAGGCUCCUCCAACUUCUCCCCGAGAGUACGUUGCACCCGUUCCAAGAAAGUCAGUGGAUCGUCACGUUUUCAAUCUCCUCGCAUUUCUGAGAUCGCGCCGCGUGCGCCGAGAUUUCAGCGACCAACGAUUCUGCGGACCAACCGAUCCUCUGUGAUAUUUUGCCGAAUAAUUUCACGAGAAAAUUCAACAUCCAACGGUGAUUCGCCUUUACUAACGGCGCGCCGGGAUCAAACAGCAACACUCGCCAAGGUAAUCGCGGCGCAGCGAUGUUCAACCUCUAUCAGAGCCUAAACAAGAAGGACGACGGUGACGGGCAGCGGAACCGCGAGUCGGAGGUGACCGGUCACGACAGAUUCUGUCAGCAUCGUACCGGUCACUCGAGCACCCGUCGCCGCCGCCGCGCCGUCAAUCGCAGGACGCAAAGUGCCACCGAGCUGAACCCCAGGGCGAUGAGCACCGCGCGGGGCUCGUUGCGACGUGGUCGCAGCGUGAGCACGGAGGACGAGAAUGAGAGCGAGGACGACAAGGGCCAUCAGCUGGCGAACAAGCUGGACAAUCUGGCGCGGCUGCUCUUCAGCCGCGUGUCAGCGGCACGGGGAUACAAGGAUCAGGGAGACGUCAAGAACGGCCGUUACACAGCGCUGAAUCAUGGCUCGAAAUCUGUCAGCGAGGAUGGAGUCGAGUACAUGGAGAUGGAAAAGAAAUCCCGCGAUCGUGCUUUAUCAAUCUGCCAGGACUACAUCGGGAAAACGUCACGUUUCGCUCUCAUCAAACAGCUCAAUAACAUCGGAUCGAGAGUAGACAAGUAUUGGUUCAUGGUGAGAGAUACGUCGCUGAAGACGGACAGAUUGCUGACUUUGGUGCCGUUGAAUCAGAAUUGUCCAUUGACUGUCUGUCCCUCCACCAAGGACAUCUUGAACAAUCUGUUCCUGGCCUUACAACAUCCCUACAUCUGCCCUGUCUUUCACGUCGAUUUUCUCGAGUAUGAGGACCAAACGUACAUCGUCCUGGUGCAACCCAUCAAUCAGGGCAGCCUUAAGGAUCUAAUACACGGCAUUGAGCGAAACUGCUGGAAUGAGGAUUGGACUCACAAGUAUGCGCGAGGCAAGGGACUCACACUACCGCAAGUGCAACGAAUGGGACGCCAAAUAUUGGAAGCGUUGGUGUUCCUGAAGGAACGAGGAUUCCCCACGGUGACUCAUCUCCAUUCGGGCAACGUGGUGAUUCAGAAUGGCGUUGCGAGACUAGCCGGUCUGGAGAACACUCUUCUAGGCUUCACCAGUCGCAUACAUCCCAUUGUGACGUCCCGAUUAACGCAUGCCACCUCGAUUGAUAUUAUAUGUUUCGGACACAUGCUAUUCGAAAUGUGCGCCGGCUACGAAUUAUGUACCUUCAGACCAUCUGCCGUCCAGUUAUCAGAGAUCGAAAUGUAUCCGCAGGUCGUGAGAUUUCUGGAAUUGAUAUUCACGGAGUCGGAAAAUCAUUUUACCAGCAUAGAGGAGUUGCUGAUCCAUGAUCUUUUCAGGAAUAUCGAUCUCCGCGAGAUGCGAUGCACGGCCGUAACUGUAUUUCGUCCGACCCUGACACCCUCCAUAAUGAGCCUGCUCGACGGAAUUAAACGGCAAGACGCCGGAAAAGGAAUUGCGAAUAUUGGCAGCGAGGACGGUGUAUCGCUGAACAGCUUCAACGGAUCCUUACUCACGCAAAUAUACAACGAGCUUUCACAAACGGCUUUAUAAAAUGUGGGAACAAAGUCUCUCUAUAUACACAUAUACAUAUAUAUACGUAUAUUUUAUUUCUAAAAUAAUGCACGUUCCUAUUAUAUUUGCAAAGUGCCAAGAAAAUAAUUGACCCGACGCUAAUUCUACCAUUAUAUAAUAUAAAGCGCAUGCCAUAGGAUUUGUACAAUGACGAUGUAAAGAUGAUUUUCUUGUUUUCUUGUUUGCUGCUACAGAUAAAAAAAAUUGUCAGCCGUUAAAAAUAAUUUUUCUGGGUAUUGUAAUAAUUCUAGAGACGGAUAACAAUCUCUCGCUCACUAUAGAACCUGAGAAUUAUUUUAGAUUUUUAAUUAGAUAUUAUUUUAAAAUAAUGAGAAUUAUAGAGAAAUCGCAAAAAUAAUAAAACUGGGAAAAGCGUAAAUUGAA